Molecule: messenger RNA, 771 nt
Organism: Chironomus riparius
Lineage: Eukaryota; Metazoa; Arthropoda; Insecta; Diptera; Chironomidae
Source: the annotation of a GenBank genome assembly
AUGAACACAUCAACUCGCAGUACCUCAUUUACAAUGACCAUGCCAAUGCCAAUGCCAACAUCAUCUCCAACAAUACCAACAUCGCCUCUCCUACCAUCAGCACCCGAAUUUCAACCAAAUGAAUUCACGCAGUUUUUCAAGGUUCAAGACGCAAACACAUCUCUUCCGUAUCCAACAAUACGACAACAUUGUUAUUACCUCAGACUUGACAUAAAACGAGAUUGGAAUGCCGAAUAUGCUUCGAAAGAUUCUCAAAAAUUUCUUGAGUUGGCAGCUGAAGUUGAAAAUGAGCUGAAAGUAUUACUGACUGUGGAUUCAUCAUUUAAAAUAUUCCUGAUUCAUGCACAAAAAGAUCGCUGGUCACACAGACGAAUUUUACUGACUUUUGUCAUGCAAACGAUGGUUAAUUUUGCGAGUGAAAAGUUUGAGAAUCUAUUGCGAGAGCAUGUAAAGAAGGAAGAGAAAAUAAUAAAUGAGCGAGCGUAUUUGAGAGACUUAAAAGUGAGAAAAACUUCGUAUGCUGAGUAUGAGCAUUUGGUGAAGUUUGGAUGUAAUCCGUGUACUGUUUGUGAUCAAGUACUUAAGAAGCACAGGAAGAUAAAUGUGAACCAUCCGUCCGUGAAAACUGACAUUUUGUCAUUCUUAGUUGUCAUGCUGUCUCUUGGACUGUGCUUAACUAUUGCUUUACUUGUUUUAUUGAAAUAAUAAUUUUAUGAUGCAUUUUUGUACUUUUUUUAUUGAGGAUACUCAGGGGCCAUUCACUUAUUACGU